AUAAACGCGAUCGUUUUAAUGUUUAAUACUUUAUUUCGACAAGUCGCAUCGUGUACUUAGCCAAGAUUAAUAUCAUUGUUUGCAGAAAUUCAAUGUAAGCAUAGUGGUUCCUGCGUAAAGAUCGAUCCAUUUUUUAAGGUCAAAUUCUAAUUUAAGCCAAAACUAUUGUGUUCUUGAACUCAUUUGUAUUCGCUCAUCUAAACACUCCCACCAGCUAUUUAUAUACUUAAUACAUGUACGUGCUGUACAAUAUCCUGUAUCGUGCACAUUUACUGCGCACCGCAUUACACAAUCCGCCACCGUGAUCAACACUUUUUUAGGUAUUACACCUUGUAUUAAUUAUGUGUCUUGAACAAAUACAAAACGCCUGAAAGCAUUUUAGGCUCUUACCUAAUGUUCAGGGGAUAAGUUUGUUUACAAGCGGCUGGUGUAGUUGCGAUGGACAGUAGUAUAGUCUGCAAAAUGUAGCGUCUCGUCGGCAACGUGGGCGGCGCGGGCACCACCACAAAAACACGCCGCCCCGCGCCGCACUAGGCCAGGCGGCGGGCAGACAAGGGGCCGAGGAGGAGCGGUGCAGUGCUCUCGCUGGCACAUAGCCAUUGGAACGCGGUCAUACACCAAAACACACAGAUUUCUUGUGAAAAAAUAACGUGUUGAUAGUCGGAUCUCGACGACGCGCCGGCUCCACACGUGGCCGCGGGUUCGAGCCCGCACCGGCGCGGCGCGUUCUGUUCACUGGUUUCAGAUUUUUUGAAGUGAGUGAGUGAGUGAGAGUUUCGGUCACGCGGCCGCAGCGCCGGUCGGCCGUUGUGUUCUGUGUGAAUUUUCACAUCGGUGUAAUUAAAUUAGGUCGUGCAUAAUUCAUUUUGUGAGAAUCUAUUCGUGUGAGAAUCUAUCGGUGAUCCAGCAUAUGGGGCGCUGGCGCUGGUGUGCGUCCGCGCACUCGCACACACAGGACGUCUGCAGUACCUUAGAAACUUACCCAUCUCAGGUUCACCGCAAUGCCCGAGAGCUAGUGAACUGACAUCCUAACACAAGUACGUGAAGUUUCCAGUGACGGCUAUGGACGCAGUAUACCCUUCGUCCGCGUCGGCGCUGGCGCGCGGUCGCCGCCUUCGCCGCGCCGAUCCUCGCCAGAGGCACCACACCACACCCGUCACCUUUGCUGAGAUAAAGGAGGUGGACGAGGAGAACGAGGAGGUGCGGCUGGAGGAGCACGCGGCGGCGCGGGGCGAGGUGCGGGGUGAGGCGGGCGAGGCGCGCCGUCGCCGGCCCGACCUGCUCGAGGAGCGGCUCGGCCGUCAGUUCGCCGAGUUCCGACGACGGCGCGCGAGACCCGACGCACUGCGCGAGCGCGAGCCGGACUCGCCGCCGCCCGCCGCCCCCGCGCCCCCCGCCGCGCCCGCGGAGCUCGCGCGCGCCGGCAGCGAGCCCGCCGACUGUCGCGCCCGCCCCGUCGACACCUGACUCGGGUGUACUAAACGGAAGCACGGAAUCGAGUCACAAGUCAGCAGUACUGCAUUUUGACGUCAACUUUAGUAUUUGUUUUCCGUUCGGAGUCGCCGACGAUCAGUGUUGUAGACAAUACGACGUAGUGCUAGCGGAUAACAUUUGAUACGCUAAAGCGCGGGACUUGUAUGUUGACUGAUGCCCUUUAAUAGCGUCAGUCAAUAUAUUAUGUCGAGCAACCCUCCCAGAGUGUACAGUUAGAUGUGACAGAUAAUCAUACUAUUACUUACUUGGCGCGCGUCACUCUAGUCAACUACGAAUUACUUAAUUGCUCUAUUGUAGCCACUAUCAUAUUUAUAUUGUGAUUGUCGUGUACAGAAUACUCGUGUCCAUUAAGGUCAAAGGAUCACGGAUGCUCUAAGUACCGUGUGCGUUUUGGGCCUAGUAUUAGGAUCAGGUGAAGUUUUACUGUUUUGUAUAAUUGUCGUUACACAAAGCUUUCACCAGGUUAAUGUUAUUGUAUUUAUAUUUUAUUGUUUGGGAUAAUGUUGAAUUAAAUGAGUCCACACGAUC
Manduca sexta (tobacco hornworm) is the source of this 2022-nucleotide messenger RNA. Its product is annotated as translation initiation factor IF-2. The transcript has 3 exons. The coding region runs from base 1063 to 1467 and encodes 134 amino acids. The record is from RefSeq and is a predicted model, not a curated record. Lineage: Eukaryota; Metazoa; Arthropoda; Insecta; Lepidoptera; Sphingidae.